UACUGGAAAUUUAAUGGUACAAUCUUAUGUUUAUAAAAUAAAUAACUUACAAGGUACUUCAUUAUCACCACCAUUGUUUCCAAUUUCUGAAAGUGAAGAUGAAAAUACAGAUAAUAUUCCCUCUAAUGAUUUUUGUUAUGUUACGGUCGAUCCUGUCAAAAGAUGGGUUAAUGUUUGGUAUCAUGCUGCUUGUGAAUAUUUUU
Messenger RNA from Racocetra fulgida, 203 nucleotides. The record is from the annotation of a GenBank genome assembly. Lineage: Eukaryota; Fungi; Glomeromycota; Glomeromycetes; Diversisporales; Gigasporaceae.